CUCGCACGCCGCGUACCCGAUAUUGUCUUUCUGGGCUGGGCCCCGGUCAAAGAUUUCUGGAUAGCUAUUCUGCCACGGAAAACGCAAUGAUAUGGCUUCACUGAGUUGACGCAAUACCGCGGUUCCGAGCCUCGGGUCCCCUCCUGGUUCCGUUAAAUCGCGUCGCUCGUUUUCCGCAUCGCAGAAAAAAAAGGCGCGAAACAAAGAAUAGCGCUCGAGGGGAAAAGAUAAUGAGAGGGCGAGGGCGUCGAGUCGGCGGGAGAGCGCGAGUGGCAAGCGCGCCCGCGACCUUGGCUCGUAGUACGUAGCAGCGGCGGAAGCAGCACCACAGCGGGCGACUCGGAGGCCCGAUUCGCGCGAUCCGCGCUUCACUCGCUCGGCGCUAGCGUGCUCCGAAGGCCGUCAGAACCGCCUGGAAUCAGCGGUGCCGGUGCCACUUGACGGGGAGCGGUGCGUGUGGCAGGGGGCCGGCAGUCAUGAGCGGCUACGUCGGUGAUCUCUCGGCCUCGCAGCAAGCCGCGCUUGACCGGUUCCGGAAAAGAGUGUCCGAUGUCACCAAGCCGGAACACACCGACCACUUCCUGCUCAGGUGGCUGCGAGCGCGGGAGUUCGAUGAAGUCAAGGCGGAGCACAUGCUGCGAGAGAGCAUGGCCUGGAGGAAGAAAGUGGGUGCCGACACCAUCGUCGCCGACUACCAGCCUUCAGAGCUCUUCCUCAAGCACUUCCCGGGCGGCUUCUUGGAAUGCUCGCCAGAAGGACAUCCCUGCUACCUGCUGCCUAUCGGAAGCGUAGACAUCAAAGGCUUUCUGGAGUUGGUCCCGGCGGAGGACAUCAAACGACACACCCUGUAUUUGCUCGAGAAUUUGAUGGAUCGCCUCAAGCGCAGCACGACGCAGAAAAAGAAAGUGAUGGAGACUGUCUUCUUCAUCGCCGACUUUGAGAACUUCACGCUGCGGCAGAUCUACUCGUGGCAAGUCGUCACCUUGCUGACGGACAUGCUGAAGGCCUACGAGGACAACUACCCGGAGAUUCUCGAAAAAGCUUACGUCAUCAACGCGCCAGGCUUCUUCCCACUUCUCUGGAAGUUCAUCCGACCCUUCCUGACACAGCGCACGGUCGAAAAGGUGGCCAUCUAUGGCACAGACGAUUGGAAGAAGGGCCUCAUGGAGCGUUUCGAUCCUGACUUCAUGCCGCAGCACUGGGGCGGAAACAUGGUGGGACCGGACGGAGAUCCUCGUUGUCCUCACCUGGUGCGCCCCGGCGGCGAAGUUCCGGCCUCGUUCAGGGAGGAACUGGCCAAGCGGCGGCUUUCGCGCGAGGCGGGCGCGUCCGUGCAACGCAUCGAGCGCCGUUCCCGCUGGGAGCUGCCCAUGCGCGUGGCGCGGUCCGGCGAGCGACUGUCCUGGAGCUUCCAGACGGCCACGGGGGACUUGUCCUUCGGCAUCCGCUACGAGCCUCCGUUCGGGAGCGGCGGGGUCGGCGAGUACCUGAUCGAGCCGCAGAGGUUGCCCUCCUGCAGCCUGGUGGCCGAGCGCGGACUCCUCGUCUGCGAUAAACCCGGAACAUACGUCCUGGAGUUCGACAACUCUUACAGCUGGGUCAACAGCAAGACCUUGGCCUAUAUCGUCGAAGUCCUGCCACCGCAAGACGAGAACGGACUUGAUUCGUCGUCGCUUUAAUGGACUGUCUACAUUACUGUCACAUAGCAAAAUCGAGAGUGACCUAGCUCUACGAACGAAAACGCAGAGAGGGCCAUCGCCCGAAGCAUACUGCGGCCACCAAGCCGCCGUGCCACUCUAGCAAUGCAAGGCGGAGCUAUGCAGAGAACGGUGACAUUCGAACUUCGUUGCCGCGCGACAGACGGGCCUGUUCCAUACUGGCGACCUACACAAGAUGACAUUACCGGUGCUUGCACGGUGCCUGGUACUCGUACAAACCACAGUCUUUGUGGCGCAUGGACCUUAAUCAAACUUUCACAAGUGGUGGUGCAGAACUGCUACCAGCGAAUGAGAUUGUUUUUGUGCUUGGUGCUUAGCGGUGCUGAAGACGCACUGCUUCAUAUAGACACUCAAGUACAUAUUCUCUAAAGUCUCCUGGGUGUGCCAGUGGGAAGCUAUCACGUCCAUUCCAUAUCUUUCAGUAUUCAAAUUAUUCGCUACAACGACGCUCAUUUUAGGGGCGCGUUUCUCAAUUUCUGCACUUUUUAUUACUAUGACGGAGUCUCAGUAAAGAUAUUGCACGAAUGCGGGGGUGAUUCAGUUAGAGUUUGAAGAAUGCACCAUAGUAGACCGAACGCUUUGACCAAAGGCUACAAUCCUGUAGCCAGUGAGUACCUAAGGGAACGCUGGCAAAAUACACCGCUGUACUACUCGAAGAAAAUUUGUAUGUAUUACAAAUUGUGGUUUUUGAUAUCCCGAAACUGCACAAUUGGUUAUGGGACACGCCGUAGUGGAGCUCUACGAAUUAUUUUUUUGACCAGCCGGAGUUCUAAACAUGCCCAAGAACACAAGUACACUACUUUUUGCAUUUCGCCCCCAUCAAAGUGCGGCUGCCGUGACAGGGGACUGAACCCGCCACCUCGGGGUCAGCAGCACAAUGCCAUAGCCACUGGGGCAACCGCGGCCACCGCAGCAGGCAAUUUUUAUCGGUUAGCCAGUGAAUUACGUUAGUUUAUUUUUGUGGCGUCAAGUCACGGCGGAGGCAAUGUUCUUUCAAAAGUUGCAUCUCUUGGGAAUGUGUUGCGACGAGCAGGCACGUAGGGCAGCCAUGUAGCGCAGUUUUUCUAGGCCUGACCUGUAAAAGAAUCCAUUAUGGUGUCAUCGAUUAUAAAUGUGGAACUGUUGGAACGAACACUUACCAUGUUAAAAGCUGGCUAAGAACUAGAGAAUGCUAAGCUAGUUUGUUUUUCGUACUUGCGAAGAAUAGCGCGACACACAAUAUGCUUGUGUGUCGGGAUUCUUUCUUGGUCAGCUGUGUGCCGCGCUAUUCUUCGUCACUUAAAAGCUGACACAGCAAUAAAGAAGUGGAUGGGGUGUUGGGGGAGGGGGAGGGGCUAGAAGAAAUAAAUGUGAAUGAAUAUAACAUGCGGACAAAGAAUGCAAGUUAACAUAACACCUUCGCUCAGCGAGCAGGAUCAAAUGCAUACGCCGUGCAAAGGUAAGGAAGACAAGUCACCCACGUUUGUGACUUAAUUUUCAAGCUUUAAUAAACCGCACCGAUAGGAGGGCCUUUACUCUGAUCGGGUCUAAUCAGCGUUAAUGAAUUCCAUCGGAGAUUACACAAACUCGCGAAAAUAGGGUUACGUAUAUAUAUAUAUAUAUAUAUAUAUAUAUAUAUAUAUAUAUAUACGGUACAAUAAGUUACCACCGCAAUUGUUACCGUGCUGCCGUCACACACUAUGUUCUUAAAAAUGAUGGCUAUAGUUUCGCUAUCAGACAGCUACCCGAACGCCCUGGAUGGGUAAACCAUUCCUUAAGCGACUCCAUAUUGCACCUGGCUAAAUGUGAUCAACAGACCUCGGACACAGUCUCAGGCUGGAGUCAUUUUAUUGACGGGCAUUUGUAUUCGUCAGAGCAGCAGUUGUUGCUAACCUGACGAAGAUCAAUUUCCUUGUCGAAAUGUCCUAGCUCCAGCCUGAGAAUUCGACGACCGUUGAUCACUUCAAGUGUCCACCUUCCUGCGAAAUCCUGUCCGGUUUGGAUUUCUAACGGAAUGAUGAACAACCUCAUGUCCCCGUUAUGCUUCAGCAGACCAUAAGAUUAGUCAUCUGAAAGGGCGUUGAUCCGCUUGGACAGAGGCAAAUGUUCGCGAGUGCUGCUUGGGGGAUCCGCGAGCAGUUUAAUAACGCCUCUUAUUUUUUGUGUACGCGUUACACUGCGUGUGAGACCAAAAUAAGACUACUCACUGUCGCGUAAGCCGAUCAAGUGACACUGCCGAACGCUUGUAAUAGUACGCUCUCUGGGUUACGUCAAUAAAAGUAUACGUCCUGCA
Molecule: messenger RNA, 3990 nt
Organism: Dermacentor albipictus
Lineage: Eukaryota; Metazoa; Arthropoda; Arachnida; Ixodida; Ixodidae
Product: SEC14-like protein 2
Cellular component (GO): cytoplasm
Source: RefSeq, a predicted model, not a curated record